Molecule: messenger RNA, 278 nt
Organism: Staurois parvus
Lineage: Eukaryota; Metazoa; Chordata; Amphibia; Anura; Ranidae
Source: the annotation of a GenBank genome assembly
UCAUGUACAGGGGCGGACUGACAACUCAUGGGGCCCCUGGGCAAUAGGGGAUCAUGGGGCCCCUGUGUCCUUGCCCAAACUCAAAAAAGCCUAUGAAAAAGGUACCAGGGGCAUCUCAUGGGGCCCCCUGCGGACCCUGGGCCCUCAGGCAGUGCCCGAGCGCCCAAAUGGUCAGUCCACCCCUGAGCUUGCCAUAAGGUUUUAGUGAAAUAAAACAAAACUUUGUAUUGAAAAAAUCAUAGUCUUGAGGUGGUACAUUUUAUGUUAUCUGUUAAUAU